Aspergillus thermomutatus is the source of this 4830-nucleotide messenger RNA. RefSeq lists its product as uncharacterized. The record is from RefSeq and is a predicted model, not a curated record. Bases 1 to 4830 code for a protein of 1609 amino acids. The transcript is spliced from 6 exons. NCBI's taxonomy places the organism in Eukaryota, Fungi, Ascomycota, Eurotiomycetes, Eurotiales, Aspergillaceae.
AUGAGGUUGCUGCCUCUGAUUGCUUUGGUUGUCUGCAUUAUAUCUAGACUACCGGUCUUUGCAGCAUCGAUACCGCUUGUUGGGCGAGUUGGAAUCCAGGCAGUUGGUGCUCUAGAAGCCCGAGACGAAUCGCCAACGACGACGAUAUCAGACAAUCAAGCUCCAAGCGGUUCAACAACGAGCGCAAUAAACCAUGCGACAGUCAGAGUGAACUCUACAACCACUUCAAAUACCACCGCGCCGGCAUCGACGACUGUCGCGUCGCUCAACACGUCAACCGUUUCUGAGAAUGGAACAGUCACGCCCGCGCCUGGCGCCCUUCCGCUUGAGCCCCGGGUGACUCCAGCGUUCGGGGUUGGCGGCUUUAUCCUUAUAGCUACGGGAGCCAUUCUUGCAUUGAUAGGAAUACGCAAUUCAUGGGUUCAAGUUUUCUUAUCUGCCGCCUUUCUUACAAGCUUAGGAGUCACAGCCUUGAUUGUAUAUGUGAUGAAUCCGCCUGUGCGCGUGGCGGUCCAAGGAGCAUAUCUUGUGGCAAUUUUCUUCACGGGAGUGACAUUUGGAGCGCUUUCCAUUGUAUUCAAGGAAUUGACCGAAGGACUUGGAUGCCUUUUGGGAGGGUUCUGUGUUAGCAUGUGGCUUCUUUGCCUGAGGCCGGGAGGACUUCUCACGGACCCCAAUGCCAAAGCUGGGUUCAUCGGCGCGAUCUCCGUCGCAUUUUACGCCUUGUCUUUUAGUCAUUACACGCGUCCUCACGGGUUGAUAGUAUCAGCUGGUGUUUCGGGAGGUACAGCUGUCGCGCUGGGAAUCGACUGCUACAGCCGGGCUGGACUGAAAGAGUUUUGGCUAUAUAUAUGGGCACUCAACGAAGAUGUAUUCCCGCUUGGCACUGGAACCUACCCAAUCACUCGCAAUAUCCGGGUAGAGCUUGCUGUCACAGUGAUUGUAGCUAUCUUAGGUGUUGUGUCACAGCUCAGACUGUGGAAAGUGAUCAGAGAGAAGCGACGCAAAGAGGAAGCAGCUAAGAAAGAGGAAGAGAAAAAGAAAGAAGAGGCCGAAGCUGAAGUUGCCCGCAGGCUCGAGGAGAAUAACAUGCGAGAAAGACAAGCAUGGGAAGCUCAAUAUGCUAAUGUGGAAGCAAGGCUCAUCCCGGAGCUUGGAGACGGCACUCAAUGCGCUGCUGAUAAGGAGGAUCUCGGGAAGGGUGACGUGGCCGAGGUCAACAGCGUUUCGGGCUCAUCCCAGGUCUCCUAUCGCUGCUCCUCUGAGUGUAGGAAACAGGAGGCUAGUGAGGAUUCAUUCUCAGAUGCGACUCGGGCUACCGGAAAUACGGAAGUUGGAAGACAUGGAGACACGACUGAGAAGACAAGUGACGGUGCACAUCCAGUACCAUUCAAGGUCUUUGACGGGGCCGCCGCGGCGAGACUGAUGGAUGACAAGGAAUCCGAUGUGACUGCCAUGGCUGGCUCAGACACGGCGACGGUACGCUCAAAGCGCUUCUCCGGAAUGACCCUCUGGAAGAGAAUGUCUGUACAAAGCAGCCUGAGACCUGCACCGUCAGAAGAAGCCCUCGUGCAUAAUGAUGACGAGACGUCGAUGUCUGGACAAGGCGUCGUGGAUAACAGCAGUGAUCGAAGCUCGGAUUGCCAUGGCGUUGAAAAUGAAUCUCGCGAAGAUGCGGUCAAGGCUCGGUCUAAGCCUGAAAUAGCAGUGCAAGAGACCGUCACUCCCUCUGAUAGGCGUAACAGCGACGUCGAAGUUGGAAAGGCCGAAGAAAUAGAUGGUGAAGAAGAUUGCCUCGCCAAACAGGAAUCGGUCCUUGUGCAAGACACAGAUGCUCACGGAGUGGAGGCAGGCUUGAGCGAUGUUGACUGUCAAAAGAGCGCCGACAAAGCCGUUUUCGAUAUGUGUGUGAGCACUGUGGAAGGAAGAGACACUCCUUCGGACGGCAAGUUACAGGAGCCAUUGAAAUCAGAGGCCCAGGACAUUGGUCAGAACAAAAGUCAUCCAUCUGACGACAUUGGGGGAAGUUUGCAAGGACUUGAGCCUCAGCCCGAUGGCAAGAAGACAGAGGACGAACAGCCGACAACGCAAGCUGGUGAAGGAUGUCCACCAUUGCCUUCUCGAGCCAAUGCACAAACCGAAGAGGUCUCUGAGAGAACACAACGCCAGUCUUUAGAGACCCCCAAAGAUUCACAGACAAACGCCACAGCCGAGACUGGAGACUGCAAUGGCGGAAAUUCGCCAGAAGAAAAUACGAAAACUAGCCACUCGGAGGAGCAGAACCUUCGAGAGUCACGAGAACAUAGCUCAUUGAAGGCGCCACUAGAAACAGAGAAUCGUCAAAGCCACAUCGGCGAUGAAUCCGAGAGGCAGCAAUCCUCGUCAUCGCAUUCCAAACUAAAGAGUAAACGAAAAACAGAGAAGCCCAAACUGGACGCCAAAACAGUGAAACGUAUUCCGGAGCGAACAUCGAGGGUAGUCCAGACCUAUCGCACGAAUGAAUGGGCCAAGCAUCUCUGUGAUGCAGAAAUUCCCGAGCCAGAACCUAUCGAGCCCAUCACAAAUGAAUCGGCGGAAAGUCCUAUCGACGCUGGGGAGGUCCCUGCCCCUGUCAAUGUUGAGGAGUUGUUGCAAACACCUCUCACUGCACAGCGACCACCUGCUGCCGAUUUGCGUGCCAACGCCGGAAAAGAGCAGCAGAGCGCAAACGACCUUCAUCGAAUAUCUAACGACUACACACCGCGCACAACUUCGGCUAUCAACCUACCAAGAGUUGGAGAACCUCAACCAGUUGACAGGUCUUCAGGGGUCCCUUCCACAAUCGUCUUAUCCUCCACCAGCGCUCUCCCAAGUCCGGUGUUCUACGGCGCCGAGCAUAAUGCUGUCCCAGGCGACCCCAUCUCACCCAUCCCUACUGAACAGCCUCAAGGGGGCCCUGAGCUCACCAAACCGAGGUGGAAAGGGCCGCCUCCACUCCUUGCAGUGCGAGAAGGUAUGAUGCGAAGUCGGGUUUCGUCUACUUGUCUCAGUCUCGAUCCGUGGGCGUCGCGGAAUAGCCCUAGGCAGUCCCUGGCAUUGGAUACUUCGGUCCAGAUUUCCCCGACGACUUCAUUUCCGGAAUCAGGUGAUGACGUGCCCCUCUCUCGUCGCCGUGCAAUGCUACAUCAACAAAAAGUCCAGAGCCCGCACACAAGCGUGCCAGCCUCAACGCCGAAAUUGGGUCAAUCGAGCGUAUCGAGGCCCGGAAAUGCUCAAGCGGUCAUGGCUGCGUGGAGAGAAUCUAUUCGGGAAGACCUGAAGGACAAACGCAACCCCUUGGCGAAACAAGAUCUUCCAAUUGGUGGGACCGGUGUUGGCCCUCACGGUUCAUUUCCUUUUGGGCCACCGGGGCGGAAUUCUUCAUCCCUGAAAGUCAAUCUCGACAGGGCAAUAGCCGAGGGGAUGCAGCGUGGGGAUAUGACCAUUGCGACGGCCAUUUCGUCCGCUCCUCUACCCCUAUCGUCCGGUGGCCCAGCCCUUGUUCCAAAAACGGCGUCUUCAGCGGCCUGGGAACACUCGCACAUACUAUCAUCGUCCGAGGCUGAAGAGAAUUCCACUCCUCGCCCCCACCGCCAUCAUACGCACCAUUCCCUCGAGUCCGACCGUCGUGCCUCAUCAUACUUAUCACCGUUUACAGAAUAUCCCACCCGGAACAGCCCGAAGAAACCCUCCCUUCGACAAAAACAAUUCCAAAGACGGCCGCAUUCAUUCCUCACCACUACCAUACUCCGACCCCCCGCUGUCCGACUCGCUAACCCAGUCAAUUACGUACCCCGAAUUACCCCGGUCACUGUCCCGCAUCCGCUGCAGAUCUCCGACGAGCACCUGCCGCUGGAAGCUCACCGAGACGCGUAUCCGCUUCUGACUAUCCCUGAACGACGCCGCAGUCGGUUAUCGCAAACCCCAACUAGCUUGGUAGUAGAGCGCAGUCAAGGCGAGACCGAGAGUGGGCGCUCCAGCAUCGCAGUGCCUCGAGGGCAGAGGCGCAGUGGCACUUUCGACCGCCAUUUCGCUCUGCAGGAGAUGUCCGAACAGGCGGAACACAGCAACAAUGGUUCUCAAGAGGGAAAAGACCUUCGGCCGCCCGAACGGGCCCAUCUAGCCCAGGAUACACUCGUUGAUCGACAGGGCUCGUUGCAUGGGGAUCACCCGCGCCAUAUACAGUCGCAGGUUUCCCUGCGAUCACAAUCGCAAAUCGCCUCGAUUCCAUCAAACACGGGUGCACCACCGGCCAGCGGAGAGGCUGAAGUCGCCGAGGAGUUGGCAUGGGGCCCCGCGCAUCCUUGCUACCCUCAUGUCAAUCCACAUGUUCCCAUCGGGUCGCAAGAGUACCUCACGACUCGAAUUAUUCGAAUACGACGCGAUUGGAUGGUGAAGGGGGAUUUGGCGCCGACGUUCUCGAAUCUCUAUCCUGAGAUUCUCGACCCGUUACUACCGGAACAGGAGUUUCGCCGCGUGAUUGCGACGGUGAAUGAGGAACUCAUCAAGGCCUUUGAUCCGUUCAGUUUCCGCAAUCUGGUUGAUGGUGCGCUGGGUCUGGUCACGGGUUGGUUGUGGGAGGAUAUCGGUGCCCCUGGUAUCAAAAGCCAUCUGCAACGGGUGGAGGCUUGGCUUGACAAGUGGAAUCGCGAGAUCGGCGCGAAGGAUGGGGUACAUAUAUGGAGUCUGCGACGGACGGCAUACAUGUCCUUGGACAUCCAAAUCCCGGAUCCCAAGGUUGGCAUCAUCCACAGCGAGGGCGCGUCACUGCCGGGGACGAGACCAAGCAGUGGCGUUGGGCGUGGAUUCUAG